This is a messenger RNA of Conger conger (European conger), 4481 nucleotides long. Its product is annotated as BMP/retinoic acid-inducible neural-specific protein 1-like. Gene Ontology annotation, biological process: negative regulation of mitotic cell cycle; positive regulation of neuron differentiation. Lineage: Eukaryota; Metazoa; Chordata; Actinopteri; Anguilliformes; Congridae. The record is from RefSeq and is a predicted model, not a curated record. The coding region runs from base 532 to 2817 and encodes 761 amino acids. The transcript is spliced from 8 exons.
ACCAUCCUCUUCUAACACAAAACUGUGAUCUCAGCACCUCCCCCUCGUCUCUCCCAUUUGCGUUCUCUCCUCUUCGGCGACUCUGGCUCACUGCUACCUUCCCCGGGAACCGUCCUAUACUUUUCCACCUGAGCCGUUCCGCCGCCGCGGCGCAGCGAUCGCUCUGUCCCGCCGCCCGCUCCCGGACGCGUCAAAUCACAUCGGAUAUUCAUCCUUCCUGUCCGUACGUACCAUCGCGCUCUCUUGGUUCCUCUCGUCUCCAUGUGUAUACUGAUGGUUAUAACUAGACCCAACUGAAAAAAAAAAACAGGAUUUUUUUCUCUUGAGCAUGAGAAGGACUGCCGAAUCAUCCGCAAUCCUGCAUCAAAGAUUGGGCUACCAGCAUGACCACCGGGUACCGACACACCAGCCCAAGUUUUCCGCCAACAGAUUAAAUCACCGGGGACUUCGGAUCCCAACCGUAUAGGAGAAUCAUUUUUAGGUCUCCACAGAAUGGAGCGAGAAUGAGCAGAGCGGGCCUGUGGGAGAAGCAUGAACUGGAGGUGCAUUGAGGUCUUUUGCUUCCUGUUUCUAUGGGACCAGAUCGCAGUUCAGUCUUCCUACCAGGACCCAGCCGUUGCCGAGCAACAUGUCUCCAAGCAAUUUGAUUGGCUCAUCUCCGACCGCGGGCCUUUCCACCACUCACGGAGCUACCUCUCCUUCGUGGAAAGAUUCCGCCAAGGAUUUACAACCAGAUACAAGAUCUACAGAGAGUUUGCGCGCUGGAAGGUGAGGAACACGGCGAUGGAGAGGCGCGGCCUGAUGCGGAGUCCGGUCCCCCUGAUGCCGGAGUUCCAGCGCAGCGUGCGGUUGCUGGGGCGACGACCUUCGACCCAGCAGUUCAUCGACACCAUCAUCAAGAAGUACGGCACCCACGUCCUCAUCUCAGGCACCCUGGGAGGAGAGGAGGCUCUGACCAUGUACAUGGAUAAGAGCAAGCUGGACCGCAGGAUAGCCAACGCCACGCAGAGCGUGGAGGCCUUGCACCAGCUGGCCUCCUCGUACUUCAUCGACCGGGACGGCACCAUGAGGAAGCUGCACGAGAUCCAGAUCUCCACCAACGCUAUCAAGGUGACAGAGACUCGGACGGGACCGCUGGGGUGCAGCACCUAUGAUAACUUGGACUCUGUGAGUUCUGUUCUCCUGCAGAGCCCUGAGAGCAAGCUGCACCUGCAAGGCCUGCAGGUGAUCUUCCCAGAGUAUCUGCAGGAGAAGUUUGUGCAGUCGGCUCUCAGCUACAUCAUGUGCAACGGAGAGGGGGAGUACGUCUGCCAGGACAGCCGAUGCCUCUGUCAGUGUUCUGAGGAGUUCCCUCAAUGCAACUGUCCCCUCACUGACAUACAGAUCAUGGAGACCACGCUGCAGGGGAUGGGCGAGUCCUGGGAAACCUCCUACAAGGACUUUGAAAAUUCAGACGAGUUUAAGUCGUUCCUCAGACGGCUCCCGUCCACACACUUCCUGCCGGUGAGCAGUGUGCACCUCCUGUGGGGCAGUGACUGGGACCUGCAGUCUCGGUACCGGCUGCUGCAGAGCUCCCUGGAGACGCAGCGCGUCAAGAUGCAGCGCGCCGCCCGCAAGCUGUUCGGCCUGAGCGUCCGCUGUCACCACAACCCCAACCACCAGCUCCCCCGCGAGAGAACCGUGCUCCAGUGGCUGAACCGGGUCCAGUCCUUCCUGUACUGCAACGAGAACGGCUUCUGGGGCACCUUCCUGGAGAGCCAGCGCACGUGCGUGUGCCACACGGGCGUGGCGCUGUGCCAGCGGCCCAUCCCCUGCGUCAUCGGCGGCAACAACAGCUGCGCCAUGUGCAGCCUGGCCAACAUCUCGCUGUGCGGCUCCUGCAACAAGGGCUACAAGCUGUACCGGGGCCGCUGCGAGCCGCAGAACGUGGACUCCGAGCGCAGCGAGCAGUUCCUCAGCUUCGAGACCGACCUGGACUUCCAGGACCUGGAGCUCAAGUACCUGCUGCAGAAGAUGGACUCGCGCCUGUACGUGCACACCACCUUCAUCAGCAACGAGAUCCGCCUGGACACCUUCUUCGACCCGCGCUGGAGGAAGAGGAUGUCGCUGACGCUGAAGAGCAACAAGAACCGCAUGGACUACCUGCACAUGGCCAUCGGCCUGUCCAUGAAGAUCUGUCAGAUGCGCAACAGCAGCGUGGACCCCAUGUUCUUCGUCUACGUCAACCCCUUCAGCGGGAGCCACUCGGAGGGCUGGAGCAUGCCCUUCGGGGAGCACGGCUACCCGCGCUGGGAGAGGGUCCGUCUGCAGAACACCCAGUGCUACAACUGGACCCUGCUGCUGGGCAACCGCUGGAAGACCUUCUUCGAGACGGUGCACAUCUACCUGCGCAGCCGGGCCAAGGUGCCCACCACCCUGCGCAACGACACGGGCCAGGGCCCGGUGGACCUGUCCGACCCCAGCAAGAGGCAGAUCUACAUCAAGAUCUCGGACGUGCAGGUGUUCGGCUACAGCCUCCGCUUCAACGCCGACCUGCUGCGGAGCGCCGUCCAGCAGGUCAACCAGUCCUACACCCAGGGGACGCAGUUCUACUCCUCCUCCUCCGUCAUGCUGCUCCUCCUGGACAUCAGGGACCGGAUCAACCGCCUGGCGCCGCCCGUGGCCCCCGGGAAGCCCCAGCUGGACCUCUUCUCCUGCAUGCUGAAGCACCGGCUCAAGCUGAACAACAGCGAGAUGAUCCGCGUCAACCACGCCCUGGACAUGUACAGCACCGAGAUCCUCAAACAGUCCGACCACCUGACCACCAAACUCUGCUGAGGCCUGCCCGCAGCCACAGCCACAACCACAGCUACGGCGAUGGCCACAGCCACAACGAAAAACAACAACAAUGACUAUGACAAUGGACUAUUUCUUUUUUUCAUUUAUUUAAUUCAAAAAAAUAAUAUUUUUCCUUCUUUCUUGGUUUUUGCUUUUUUGCCUUUUUGAUGUAAAAUAACUUUGUAAAUGUAAUUAUUAAACAAAUGGAAAAAACAUGUAAAAAGAGAGAAUUUUAAUGGGAGAAAAGGACUAACUUUAAACCUUAACAAGAAGACUGUACCAUACUUGUCGAGCAUGUCUGUCCUUUCCUUUAAUGAACAUAAAGAACAAUUAAACAUUGAAUUGUGACUAAGAGGCCUUGACUUUACCCCAGCAGAACAAACAACAUCAAUACUGCCAUUCCUGAAGCUAAAGCUUUAUUCAGUCUGACUAAUACAUCAGAAUUAGAAGAGGGGCCGGUUGCAUAAACCUAUAUUUAUUUCGCUUGUAAGGCUAGUCUAAUAGAAAUUAGUCAGUUGCAUAAAAAUAUAGACGGACAAAAUACCAGACCAAAACGUAGCCGACUCAUCCCCAGGGUAACUGAAGUUAGAUGUUUCUGUCCUGUGUUAAUUAUAAGGCAGCUGAUGAAUGCAAAAGGAAUUUCUCCAUUACAAAGUGUUGAGCCUUUUAACUUUUGUCCUGUUUGUCCUGUUUUUGUUUGCAUUUUGUUGUUGUUUCCAAACCGAAACAUUGUUUCAAUUUAAAUUCUGCUUGCCUGCUUUUACUUGCUGUUACAUGUUCAACGUGCUUCUGUAUUCUGCUACUUCUACAUUUGUUUGUACUGAUCUGGAACUGAUCGUUCACAAAUGCUGGUGUGAACCCAUUUAUGUUUAUUAUCUAAUGUUAUGAAAUGGGUUCCACUUGAACACCAAUCCAUUACUUGCUUGGCCUAUUGUUUGAAGAGAAAACAAUCACUGUAUGUUAGUAGCUAAGGUUUAUAUUUUAACUAGCUAGCUGCUGUUACCAGGCCUUAUAGACACGUGCUACUUUGCUAGUUAACUGCCAAACUAUAGCACUAUCUAUAGCUUUUCGUUUUUUUGAAGGAAAGGACAGUAAUCAGAUUAGGUGGUAAAAAUAGAAUUUCUGGUCAAUAUGACUGGAGCUUAAAUCAUUGGGUAGUUCACUUAAUUUUGCUAACAUUUGCUAACUACCUGCAGCCGUAAUAUAGGGCAUGUCAUUGUAGCUGCAGCAAGCGGAGUACGUGUGCUGUGAAGAGCCAGUGUCUCGCCACACUCUUCUGUCAAAUGUUCCAUCAAAUACCUCAUAUGAUAGAAGAGGAAUGCCAUGUUAAAAUGGCUUUCUCCAAAUGUCAUUUUUUAAAUAAAGAUGCUCACUUUAAAUUAAAUAUCUUCCACAUGUCUUUAUUUCUUCCGUUUUUACCAAUAAUUCAAAGGUCAAGUUCAAAUUCAGUUUCAUGAAACAGGUUUAUGAAAGCCCGGAGUGAGAUUGUAGACUAAACUAAGUCUGACUUCAAUAAGUCAUGGAAUUUACACUGUUUAUGCAACCUACCCCAGUUAAUAACUCUUGUGAAAAGAGUGCAGGUUAUUAAUUCAAAUAUUGCAACAAGGUAGGGGUGUAAAAGUUGUAAAGUGAAAAACAAUGAAUUAAAGGUUCAUAUAUCAUUA